Messenger RNA from Tupaia belangeri chinensis (Chinese tree shrew), 5582 nucleotides. It is a transcript of the gene HOXA4, whose product is annotated as homeobox A4. The transcript has 2 exons. Gene Ontology annotation, biological process: anterior/posterior pattern specification; positive regulation of transcription by RNA polymerase II; embryonic skeletal system morphogenesis. Gene Ontology annotation, cellular component: nucleoplasm; nucleus. The annotation marks the transcript as partial. Gene Ontology annotation, molecular function: DNA-binding transcription factor activity, RNA polymerase II-specific; RNA polymerase II cis-regulatory region sequence-specific DNA binding. NCBI's taxonomy places the organism in Eukaryota, Metazoa, Chordata, Mammalia, Scandentia, Tupaiidae. The record is from RefSeq and is a predicted model, not a curated record.
CCCGCCACCACGGGCGUCCCGACAGGGGGCAGCGCCCCCGCGUGCCCGUUGCUCUUGGCCGACAAGAGCCCGCCGGGCCUGAAGGGCAAGGAGCCCGUGGUGUACCCCUGGAUGAAGAAGAUCCAUGUCAGCGCCGUCAACCCCAGUUAUAACGGAGGGGAGCCCAAGCGCUCUCGAACCGCCUACACCCGGCAGCAGGUCUUGGAGCUGGAGAAGGAGUUCCACUUUAACCGCUACCUGACCCGGCGGCGCCGCAUCGAGAUCGCCCACACGCUCUGCUUGUCAGAGCGCCAGGUCAAGAUCUGGUUUCAGAACCGGAGGAUGAAGUGGAAGAAAGAUCACAAACUGCCCAACACCAAGAUGCGGUCCUCCAAUUCCUCCUCAGCGCCAGGGAAAGCACAAACUCAAAGCCCACACCCCCAUCCCCAUCCCCACCCGGGUGCCUCCACACCCAUUCCCUCUUCCAUAUAACCUUCUAGAGACCUAGAGAAGUUUCUGUCCCUUACCUGCUUUCCUCCUGUCUUUUCCCUGCCCCUGUCCCCAUCCAUCCCUGCUGUUCUGGUUCUGGAACCUAACAGACACCAAAACAAAACCCAGCUUGGUGAAAAGAAUAACCAAAAAGAAGACAGUAUGCGGGUAAGCCACGCAAGACAGGACACUUGUCCAGGAUGCAGGAUGGUGGAAUGACCUGCUGGCCUCAACAGGGCUGUCAAGUUAAGAUACCUGGGAAGGACCAAUUGGUAUCAGAUACUUCUGAGAUGGCCAGAGUCAGCUGGACAGCCCAUGCUGACUGCAGACAUGUACUUGCAUAUUUGUUGGAAGCAAAAGAAAACAGAUCCUUUUCCCACCUUCCUUCCUCCCUCCUCCCCAUUAAGGCAGCUCAUAUAAGCUUGUAUUGAACUGAAUAAAUAAGUAGACAUUGUGGACCUCACCAGAGUAUUUAAUUCUCAAAAUGUGUAGACCUUGAUGGUAGGUGUGACAUGUUAGUUUCCCUUCCUUGCAUUUAUUUAAGAUAUCCUUACAGAAAUAUUGUUGUCUUAUUCAGGGGCACAAUCUUGGGGGAGAGAGGAGUGCAUUUAGACCUAUGUGCAACUGUACAAAUGGUGAUGUGGCUAUAUAGAAAGCCACAUGUGAAGAAUAAACUUCAUUAAAAAAAAUAAAACUCUGAGACAGAUUUGUGUGUUUCUAAGCUUUUCAUUAAAAAAGGAGGAGUCCUCUCGGGAUUGAGGUAUUUGACCUUGCAUGUAAAACCUCAUAGAUGGCUUGAGUUGGGUUCACUUGGAUUCUUAUUGCUCACAUAAUUGAUGUGAGAGGGUGUGUGUGUGUGUGUAUACGUGUGCAUGUGUCUGUGUGUGUGUGUUCAACUUGAGCUGAACUCUUGUCAAGCUUGACCCUCUGUGGAAAAGCUCCAAAGAGCAGAAAGGCUCUUGAGCUCUGAGAGGGCUCCUCUUCUUUCCAAACUUGGCCAGGGUUUCAGGCUUCAAGUCUCUGUAAGGCAUAGAAACGUGUCCUUCCCUGCAAUGAAAGGUGAAACCAUGCAAUGCUACGGGCCUAGGAGUUUCUGCAGCUGUUCUACACACUGAACUCUGAGCACACUUGGAAAAAAAAAAGUGGUCCCAUUGGUAUUUAUUGCACCUUCACACUUAAUCUGCCUGUUUCCCUGGAGAUGAAAAAUAGUUCAUGCAAAGGGUUGAGAUUGCUUUUUCUUUCUUGGUUGUUCUGAAGUUCCUCUUCACUAACUACAGCUUCAGAAUUUGUGUUUGUUUCUCUUUUUUGAAGGAAGAACUCUCUCAAUAAAGUGAAUUUUCCCAAUACACCCUCCAAAGUCUCUUAUGAGGAAGAAAACAGCAUAAUGGCACCCCAACAUGUACCCCCAGCAAACUAGACCUUGGGAGAGUUUACUGCUGGAAGAAAGCCAAACUGUAAAGUAGGGUCAGUUUCCUUAAAUGCUCAAUCUUUCUGCUCAGUCCAGGAGCUCUAGAUCCAAACUGUUGAAAAUCAAAGCCCACUUUGCAAUCCCCAUAACUCUAAUAAUUGUUUACUGAUUUACAGUGGCUGCUCAGUGCAGGAGGUACCUUUUAACAAGAUACAGGAAACCAAAAUACACUAGCCCCAGAAUAUUGAAACUGUCACCUGGCCUUGAAAAAAAAAAAAAACUACAGCUUUUAGGUAGUGUAGUAAUCUUAGCACAGAUGGGAGGGGGUGUUCACCUACCUCUGCAAUAUUGGAGGAACUUUAAACACAUAUUUCCAUCAAUGACAAAACUCUUAUCCAAUGUCAGUGCUGGUACCCAUCUCACCCCUGCCACCCUGUGUAUGUUUCAGGCAAGGCUGAUCAGUUGGUUAUGUACAAACAAACUAGAUUUGAGAGGAGAGUAAUGGGCACCAGUCUCUGAGGGGUCAAGGAAAUUCAGAGGUAAACAAAUAUACACAGGCCUUCUCAAAUCAGAACCUGACAAAGUACAUUUUAUAAGGUGCGAACGGGUGCCAGGGAUUUCUGGAGGCAAUGCAACUCCUGCUGCAACUUAUUAACACUCCCCCUACUACACGCACUUGUAAAACGAAAUUAAAUCAUGCUGAAAAUAGCAAUAUUCUCAGGAAUCAUUAAUCACCUCAUACAAUAAAUACUUCUUUGUAAUUCAACAGCAAUUCUGAAAGGCAUUCUCUGGGAAAAGUCUGUGGAGGAGAGAGGGAUCUUCUUGCAAAUAAUGUGGUCUCAGGCAAAGAUGUAGCAUCUUGGCUGUCUGCUCAAAAAAAAAAAAAGCAUGCCUAGAUCUCGGCGAAAAUUGUCUAACUGCAAAAACCUCAAAUGGCAAAUUAUCAUCAUUUAAGGUAAAUCCUUAUAUUUCUCCUUUGUGGGGAAGGAGGGGUAAGAGACAUUUAUUAGCUUCAUGAUGGAAGCAGUUGUGUGGAGAAGGGGAUGAUUCUCUUUCACUCACUCUUUAUAAUAUGUCCAGAAAAGGAAGCUAGGGAGUUGAGAGUUUUACUGAUAUUUUAGUACAAAAUGGAUUUUUUUGUACAAAGUAUAUUGAUUAUUAAGAUAUUGGUAAGUAUUACAAAAUCAAAAUGAUUGAAAAUGGUCCAAAUGAUUGUCAUUUCUUCGCAGUGUUUUGCCUGUUUCAGAUUCGGUCUUUAAGGAAGCUUGUUAUAACAGCUUAGAAAAUCCUACUUUGUACUUCAAAAUCAUGCAUUGUCUGCUCUGUGCUAGGGCAACCAUAAAAGUUCACCAAGAGUACAAAUUAACUGUUUUAUUUUUGUUUUUUUAAUAAGCAAACCCUACUGGCCCCUCAAACCCUUGACCUUUAAAGACAGUAUUUUGGGUACGCUCUAUAAUUCUUCUACCAAAAUGACCCUUACACAUGCACACCUCUUCUCUCUCUUCCUCCCUCCCUCCAAUACACACUCAUCUACUUUAGUCACAGAGCCACAAGCUGUGCAAGACUGGAGAUAAAGUUUUGUCAACAUCUGAAAUCAACCUAAAUCGAAUAGGAGACACUUUAAUGGUCACAGUUUGAAUUAAGUACUUAACAUUCUUCCCCUUGAAGAAAAAAUGGCACUUUGCAGGCUUUCUUCCCUAGUUUUACUGAAAUCUAUGAUAUACCCAGUGUUUUAUUACAGUGGGAAUUCAACUGUGACAGACAUCUUAGAGUACUUAAUACCCAGGAUGGAGCUCAUGGAAAGACUACCUAGAUAUAUGGGGGGAGACACAAUGUCUCUGACUUUAUACCCAGCUGUCCCAGGGUGCCCUAUUCCUCCAUCUCUCAGCUUCCUGCCCCAUGGGGUGGGUAUCACUAUUUAUAUUCUGUCCCUCUGUUGGGGAAGGUUCCAAACUGUGCCACUCUUCUCACUGAGGUCUUCCCUCCAGCAGUAUCAUCAGGGAAACAGAUCAGGGGCUCUUUAAAAAGGAAGAAAAAGAAAACUACUAAAGAACCAAUGUAACAAACAGACACCUGGGACUUCCCCUCUGUGUAGGCAUUAGGCGGUUGGCACUCUCCUGGUCUCUGCAUCCUUAGACACAGUCUAGUAUGGAAGAAUACAGGCUUGCUUUUCCCAACUACUGUUCCUGUUGCCUCUUCUCUAUAUCCACCCUGGUUUGAGAAUAACUGUUUCCUUUGAGUUUCAAAGAGUAUGGGAGGAAGAGACACUUGCUCUGUUUUUUUGAUAGCAGCAGGGAGGCUGCUGAAGCUGUCUAAAACUUUCUAUAUAGUUUGCAACUCUGGCAUUUUGUCCUCCGAAGGCUUCAAACUCAUGGAGAUUUCCCCCUGCCUCCUGGCCUUUCAGACCAGCCCCAUUAUCCAUUCUCUCUGGGAUUUACUUCUGAAAUUGGAAGAGAUUUCCAGAUUGAAAGAAUGUCCAGGAUGGUAGACACCUGGAGUCCAUUUUGGUAUAAUAAUCUCAGUUUACAAAUGAGGAAGCCAAGGCAGCUGAUUCCCUCCCCACACAGUUUGUUUGUUGUCAUAUUGUUUGUUGUCAUAUUAAUGAAAAUGCAGGCUGAAUGGGAGCUUCUGUCUUACAGUGGAUACCAGUAAGUGCACAGACACCUUUCCUCUGCUGAAGCUGUUCUUCUGGGAAUGGACAUAUGUAUCCAGGUUUACACUUGAUGCCAAUAGCCACAGGUGUACCUGCAGCUGUGGAAUAAGAGCAGGUUCUUGCCUGAUGCAUACCAAAGCUGCCUAGGGAGAUUUGGUAACCAAACUGCCCUAGUCAUGGUGUUCUGGACAGGUGGGCUGACACUGGGUUAAGGAGGGAUGGAUUCAGAGCACUUGCGGAAAGAAGUGGGCUCCCCACUGUCCACAAUGCUCAGAAACAGAAUGACUAAUUACACUGUGCAGGCCCAGGUAUUUCCAUGGUGGUUGUUUGCCCAAACCAGGGCAAAGGCAAAUGUGCCCCAGAGGCCUGGAAAACAGAAGAGCCAAACAAGGACCCUGGUUGCAGCUGAUAAAGGUGUAGCGCCUGUUGGAGGGAGAUAUUGAAAUUGUAAUCUUUGCGGCCACGUGACUCAUUAAAUAAUUAAUGCGGAUUGUCAAGAAUGGAUCUGAGUCGUCAGGGCCUCACUAGGAAUGAAUCUCUCAGAAGUGAGACUCCAACUUCCUUUUUCAUUAAAAAACCCCCUCAGAUUUAUCUACAAAGGCUGUUUAACUCCUUCUGGAAGGCAAGCAAGAUCCUUCCUUGGGGCAGACAGGAGUCCGGGAGGCCUCCGCUGAGUCUUGGGACUUUUUCCGCAGGGUUUCUGCGAGUCCCCCACAGAGCACCGCUUCAGGGGAAGCGUGAGUUCGGGCUCGGAUUUUCUGCGGUCACCUUUUAGCUUUGGUGAUGAAGUGGGACGGAUGCGCCGACAGUUGGUAAUGUUCUGAUUCACGCUGGGGAAGGCUGCAGAGAUACCGCAGGACGGGCGCGCGGCUUUGUUCAAUUUUCCCGGCGUUCAUAAAUCACUCCCGCCGGGCGAACGAGGGAGCAAGUGAGCGCCAAAAAUGCGGAGAGAGGCCUCCUCGGCGGCUGCCAUUGAAGAGCAAGAGACUUGGGCAACAUCUCUGUGACUCAGCCUGGGCGGUUUAUGGGGAACAGCAAUCAGAAUUAUUAGAC